Molecule: messenger RNA, 972 nt
Organism: Perkinsus marinus ATCC 50983
Lineage: Eukaryota; Perkinsozoa; Perkinsida; Perkinsidae
Product: camp-dependent protein kinase catalytic subunit, putative
Exons: 9
Coding region: 1-972 (323 amino acids)
Biological process (GO): signal transduction; peptidyl-serine phosphorylation
Cellular component (GO): cAMP-dependent protein kinase complex
Molecular function (GO): ATP binding; cAMP-dependent protein kinase activity
Source: RefSeq, a predicted model, not a curated record
AUGGCAACAACAACAACACUACAUCAUCACCACCAUCAUCAUCACGACAAUACUAACCAGCAGGAAGAGGAGGAGGAGCAGAGGGGGGGAGGAUACUAUGAUGAUAAUAAAGAAGAGAAGGGACCUACUACUACUGCUACUGAUGGUGUUGAUUUAUUAUCAUCAUCUUCGUCGUCGUCGUUGUCAUCAUCACUACUUGAUUGUUGUAGUUAUGAUGAUUUUAUUAUUGGUAAAACCUUGGGUACUGGAUCAUUCGGCAGAGUUAGAUUUGUUACCAAUAAGGCUACUCAUAAUCAUUAUGCUUUGAAAAUACUUAAAAAAGCAUCGAUUAUCAAACUUAAACAGGUUGAUCAUAUAAUAUCUGAGAAGAAUAUUCUUAAGAGAAUACAUCAUCCAAAUAUAGUAAAUCUAUAUGGAUCAUUCCAAGAUAGAAGAUAUCUUUAUUUAGCUAUGGAGUAUGUUAAUGGUGGUGAAUUCUUCUCACAUUUACGUAGGGCAGGUAGAUUCAAUAAUGAGAUAUCUAGAUUNNNNGUAGACUGGUGGACACUGGGUAUAUUAACAUAUGAGAUGAUAGUUGGUUAUCCACCAUUUGUUGAUGAGGAUCCUAUGGGUAUAUAUCAGAAGAUAUUGUCGGGUAAGAUAGUAUUCCCUCGUUACUUUGAUAAAGAUGCUAAAAGUCUAGUAAAGAGGCUCCUUACGGCUGAUCUAACUAAGAGAUAUGGUGAAUUAAGGAAUGGAGUUGAUGAUAUUAAAGGAUGUGAUUGGUUUAUUGGUUUAUCAUGGUAUGAUCUUUAUAAUAAGAAGAUACCAGCGCCAUAUAAACCUAAAGUCAAAUGUGAUACUGAUACAUCUAAUUUCGAUAAUUAUCCCGAUUCAACUGAUGGUUUACCACCAGUAAUACAGCCUGAACAAGAUCCUUUUCUUCAUUGUUACAAUAUUGAUAAAUUCAACAAAAGUAUGUCGACGAAAUAG